GAAAAGGUGUGGGCUCGAGCUCGACAGGAGGGUCUGUUGAGGCGCUGCCAGGCUUGUGUGUGAGGAGAAAAGGGUUAACGAGUCAGACACCCACCCCUUGCACAAACAGAGCAGUGGUCUCCGGUCGGGCUAACGCUGACACGAAUGCAGCCUGUUCCCGUUUCUCUGACCACAGCCAUGCUACGGUAACGGCACGGCGGGGCAGACCGGCCAAGUCUGCAGCGUGGCCCCUUUGGUUUCUCUUCUUUCUUUCAUCACCACUUCCGAACUGGACUGGAGGAUGUAUAGGAAGAUAAGAAGCAGCAAAGGUCAGCGUGCCGGAUCGACGCUCUUAUCGGUGAUAAAGUAGACAAAAACAGCCUCUCUCUCGCAUGAGCCCUGGCAGGAUUCGGCUUGGCUUCUUGGUCGUCUCCAAAGACUCAGGAUGAGGAAGCCCAAAGUCAUUCGGAUGAUUUUUGCCUUGUGUCUGGGGUGUUUCAUCAUGGUCAUCCUUUACUUCAACAACAGUCUGAAGCAAGCCUCGGAGCCAGUCGGUGACAGAAGCAGCGGGCAGAAGUCGAGGAGAAGUCCUCUACAGACGCUUUACGAUGGCGAUCAGGUUGAGUCACCAGUACAGGCAAUCCACCAGAGCAGACGGGAGGUAUUAGAAGAAGCCUGUCGCUCCUACACCCGCAAACGCAGAGUCCUCAUCCCUGAGGACCUGAAGCACGUUAUCGUGGACGACCAGCACGGCUUGCUGUACUGCUAUGUGCCCAAAGUGGCAUGCACCAACUGGAAGCGUGUGCUCAUGGUUCUCACAGGUGUCGCUGGGUCCCUCCGAGACCCACUGGCUAUCCCUGCCAACGAGGCCCAUGUCCCCGGAAACCUCCGCACUCUGUCAGAAUACUCCACCUCGCAGAUUAACCAGCGUCUGCGCUCCUACCUGAAGUUUGUCUUCGUACGCGAGCCCUUCGAGCGGCUGGUGUCUGCGUACCGCAACAAAUUUACACGGAGCUACAACACAGCUUUUCACAAACGAUACGGCACAAAGAUAGUGCAAAGGCACAGACUGGACCCACAGCCGGAAGCACUGGAGAGAGGAAACGACGUCUCCUUUGAAGAGUUUGUGUAUUACCUCGUGGACCCGGCCACCCAGCGAGAAGAGCCCUUCAACGAGCACUGGGAGCGGGUCCACUCGCUGUGCCACCCCUGCCUUAUUCACUACGAUGUGGUGGGUAAAUACGAGACGCUGGAGCAGGACUCCCGCUACGUGCUACAGCUGGCCGGGGUGGAGGACCAAGUGAGCUUCCCCACCUCGUCCAAAAGCACCAGGACUACAGGAGACAUGGCGGCCCAGUUCUUCCAAAACAUCAGUCCCUUCUACCAAAAGAAGCUGUACAACCUCUAUCGAAUGGACUUCCUGCUCUUCAACUACUCAAUGCCAGCCUACCUCAAGUUUAGAUGAGGCCGGGACGUCGCUCAUCCACGGACUCGAACUUGAACUUGUGGAGUUUGGACGCUUGAAAAAGAAGUUUGUUUCUGAGGCAUCUCUCUCUUUGUAGGCCUUAUACAGACACCGCAAACUCCGUCGAACACGUAUCAUGGUUAGAGCUCCACAAUAAAAUAAUUCUUUCUUACAAACGGAACAUCAGGCUGAAGAACUUGUGCACACAAAUACAAAUGGUCAAGGUCAUUUCAUCCCAAGAUGAAAGUUGCAUUAAAUUGCCUUGAGAAAAGUAAAUGUUAUUUUACUUUAGUGUUUUUGAAUAUGUGAAAUGCCAUUGAAAUUUUGGUUUAAUUUCAGUUUUUGUCUGCUGUUUCAAAAGUGUUUUUGCACAACAAAUAUAAUCUGUACAAGAUGCAGCCGUAUAAGUGUUAAAUUCUUAUUUUGACAGUGAAUGUCAAACAUGUGCCUUUUCACCCCUGCAGACAAUGGCAACAUUUUUUUUUAACUGUGACUGUGUUUAUUUCUGUGCUGUAGGAAGAGAUUUUUGUGUAACUAUGAUGUUGUCUUAAUUUAUUAUGUUAAUUUUUGACUCCACAAAGUCAGAGAAACCAAAAUAGUUAUGUAAUUUCUCUCACAAUUUUCAAAUAAAUAAAUUUCAGCAAGAAUUUCCUUGGUUUCAAUCCUGGAGUUAUUAAUGUUUCAAUACGCCUGAUACUUGAUAAACUGCUUUCCUUCAGAAUACAGCAGUCAUGACUCAGAUGUCAGUCUUUUAUUUCAAUGAUAAAUGAUGACUGCAACGAUGUCACCUGUAGGUUUUUACAAAUGUAAGAGCACUACAAAGUCCAGUCAAGCUUGAUGUCAUUGUGAAAAAUAGGAUUAUUGCCAGCUUCAGAUGUUAUUUUCAGAUCAUCAAGACAAGCAUAAAAAAAGUGCAUAUCAAAGAACUGAAAGGCCGCAUACCGAGAGAUCCAUACUAAAUAAUUUGCCCACUACGAUAUAUAUGUGUUGUCAAUACCUGGAACACAUAGAGACGGUUAAGUACAACAGGCUUUAUUCGGUGGCACUGUGUUGCACGAAAAAAAUAAAUAAAAUGUCCAAUCAAAUUUUGGCAACACUAGACUCAGAAUUCAUAGGUGAACAUCCGAAAACUAAAGGCUUAUCACGGUUUAAAAGGCACAAAUCUACAUAAACAUGAUAAAAUCUAACAUUCAUUCUGACAGUGCAGCAUCUGAUUAUCUUAAUAUAUAUUUGCACUCAGUUAUAUGUCAUUAUUGCCUUCAUACAAUAAUUUGCCAUCUAACAUUUAAGAGCUGACGAUAGGUGUACAGAUGUGUCAACAGUUAACAACACAGUAGUUCUACAGUAUUCCCACUUUCAUCCAUUUUAGAUGGAUGUUGUAUCUACAGUGCCAAGCCAGGCAGUACUGAGACAUGGAGCUCCAGGGAACAGUGUGCAACUAUUGAUCACAGUGAGCUGGCGACUAUGGAAAUCAAACAUAUGUUCACAAUUUUCUCAUCUUAUUCUAUUUUGAGCCAGCUUGUCUCAACUUACAUUUGUGCAAGGUCUUAUUUUUGUGUUAUAUGUGUGCCUCAAUCUUGAGCACAAAGGGAUAUUUUGAGCAGAGAAAGUUAUCAUAUUGUGGAUAAAUUAUGAUCAUACAAUCAAUAUAAUUUGUGCAAACAAAUCUAUUCUGUGCUCUGUGCAUGUUUGGUAUCACAGCAUCUAUUCAAGCAUGUGGUAAUCUGCCACCUGGUUUUACACCUCCUGAUAAACAAUUCAGAAGUGAGCUAGUCGGCUACGCACUGACAUAAGGUUGCUAAUAGAAGUUUCCUAACUAAAUAAAUAUUACA
This is a messenger RNA of Scatophagus argus, 3276 nucleotides long. RefSeq names its product carbohydrate sulfotransferase 11 (gene chst13). Gene Ontology annotation, molecular function: sulfotransferase activity. Gene Ontology annotation, biological process: proteoglycan biosynthetic process; carbohydrate biosynthetic process. The coding region runs from base 425 to 1444 and encodes 339 amino acids. The transcript has 3 exons. Gene Ontology annotation, cellular component: membrane. The record is from RefSeq and is a predicted model, not a curated record. Lineage: Eukaryota; Metazoa; Chordata; Actinopteri; Scatophagidae.